CACAAUCUAACCUCAGCUCCGCUCACAUCGACCUGCAUGUGUCCCUCUUCUUGUCUCUGAUUGGCUGACAGCGACAUCAAUCAUGGGAGAUGAAUAACACCGGGUUCAACCAGACUGAGGGCGGGCUGUUCAACAAGACAGAGGAGUUUUUAUGCUGCAACUUCUCCUCCGUGGUGACUGACAACGGCUUUGUGGCCGCGGCUCCGGACGAGAGGAGCCUCUUCAUCAUGAGGGUGGUCCAGAUAGCCGUCAUGUGCGUCCUCUCCCUCACCGUGGUGUUUGGCAUAUUCUUCCUGGGCUGCAACCUCCUCAUAAAGUCCGAGGGGAUGAUAAACUUCCUGGUGACGGACAGAAGACCCUCCAAAGAAGCGGAGGCGGUGAUUGUUGGAGCCUACUGAUGGACGAGGACGUUGACAGUCUUGAUGCUGGAAUCAGAUGGAGAGGAUGCGACGACCAGCAGCUCCGAAAACAAGGCCCUGUUUUUAUGUUUUGUAGUUUCUAAAAACCUGAAAGGGGUGCUCUCUGUAAGGGCACACUGAUGGGGACUGAGGCGCACAGCUGCUCACCUUUAUUCAUGUGGCCUUUUUAAUGCCAACAGUCCCAGAGAGGUAAAGUGCGCUGAGAUCCUUUUUAGUUAAGUGUCCAAUCACGCACUGAUCUCAUUUAAUAGUUGUAAAACAUCAGUCUGACGCAAAGGUUUUGCGUUUGCUGCUUUACAAACGCAAUGGGGAAUUAAAUGUGGAACGUUUUUGCUCUAUUUGGCAUAGAAUGGGCAAGACUGGACAAAAAUAAAAUAUGUACCAAUUCGCAGAAAUGAUGAAAGGCUGAAUAAAUUCCUUCUGUAAUUAAAACUCUUUUCCUCUUAGUUGAUAUUCUUUCACACGUCUUGUUUUGAGAGUUACAGUUCAGUUUCUGUUCAGUAAUCUUAAUAUAGCUAUCAGUGGAAAAGCUUUAGAGGAAAAGAAGUGAGGAGCCCCAUCCCCCAAGAACAUUUU
Messenger RNA from Gambusia affinis (western mosquitofish), 995 nucleotides. RefSeq names its product reprimo, TP53 dependent G2 arrest mediator candidate a (gene rprma). NCBI's taxonomy places the organism in Eukaryota, Metazoa, Chordata, Actinopteri, Cyprinodontiformes, Poeciliidae. The transcript is spliced from 2 exons. The record is from RefSeq and is a predicted model, not a curated record. Bases 90 to 398 code for a protein of 102 amino acids.